AGAAGUACAUGAAGCAGCUGUUGGGGGCUAACCGGGACCGGAUGGGCGUGGACCAGAAGGCCGUCCUCCUCGUCAGCAAGGUCAACGAAAGCAAACGACACGUGCCUCCCUUCACCACGUGGAAGGACCCGAGGAGCUGGCGUCCGAAGCCGUCGGCGCCGAGCGUCCUGCAGGACGAGGACCACAGCGAGGACGAGUCUACAGGAGGACAGCUGGUUGCUGGGAGACACGACGGCGUCUCCAGUGCCAGCCUGUCUGCGCUGGACGUCUGCGUCACAUCGGAGGACAAACGCUACUUCAUCAGCGAGACGGACGACAUCUCCAACCUGGAGACCAGCGUCCUGGAGAGUCCCCGAGACACGCAGCUGUGGAUCAAACUGGCCUUCAAGUACCUGAACCAGAACGAGACGUCUCCGGCGGAGGGUCUGGAGGCGGCCCUGAACACGCUGUCCCGCGCCCUGGAGAGCAACUGUGACAACCCCGAGGUGUGGAGCCACUACCUGGCCCUGUUCUCCCGGCGGGGGAGCCGCGACGAGGUGCAGGAGAUGUGUGAGAUGGCCGUGGAGCACGCCCCCCACUACCAAGUCUGGUGGAACUACCUGAAGCUGGAGAGCUCCUUCGAGGGGAAGGACUACGUGUGCGAGCGCCUGCUCCACUUCCUGGUCUCCGAGGCGUCCUCUGGGGUCUCGGACAAGCUGUCCUUCCAGCUGAUGGAGGCCCUGCUGUACCGAGUCCAGCUGAACCUGUUCACCGGUCGCCUGGACCGGGCCCUGGCUCUGCUGCAGACGUCCCUGAAGGCGGUGCAGCAGCCCAGCGUGGCGGACCUCCUGCAGCCCAGAGACCGGGUCCUGGUCUGGCUCUGCUACAUCCACCUGACGGAGUUCGAGCGGCUGCCGUCCUGCCUGCAGGACCCGGCCGAGUCGGGUCCGUCCCGCCUGGUCCGCAGGGACAGCUUCCUGCUGCCCUGGAGGACGCCACAGGACGUCCGCACGCCGCCGGACAUCCUCAUCGCGCUCUUUCAAGACGGAGUCCGUCAGUGCAGUGAUGAGUCUGUGUCUCCGAGCGAGAGGACGCUGGCCUGUCUUCCUCUUCACACCAACCUCAUCGUCCUCAACACGCUGCUGGGCAGGUUUGACGAGGGCGUGUCUCUGUGCGAGUCUCUGCUGUGCUACUGUCCCGAGUCGUGUACUCUGAGAGACGCUUUGGCCGAGCUCCACAUCAGGAGGGGGGAGACGGACCAGGCGGUCAGCAUGUGGCUCCACGCCCUGGCAGAGUGUCCCAACAACGCCGAGGUCUUCUACCACUCGGCCAAGUUCCUCAUGGCUCAGGACAAGUCGAGCGCCAUCACUCCUCUGUUCCGAGGAUUCAUCCUGUCGCUGUGCGAUGAUGAGCAGAGUCAGAAGAAGCCCGUGGACGUCCUGCGACACAUCCUGGGUUUCCCCACCGAGGAUCUGCUGAGACGGCCAAUCAGCAGCGAGCUGCAGGAGACGCUGAGUCAUCAGAUGCCAUACCUCCACCUAAUCCACUGUCGCUGGCAGUGGCUGCACGGCUCCGUGGAGGACGCAGUGGACGCCUUCGAGAGAGCGCUGGGGACGAACAUGCAGCGGGACGAGCUGCACAAGCUCUGGAUGGAUUACCUGGUGUUCAGCAGCAGUCAGUCCAAGCGGUUCUCAGACCUGGUCCAGCGUUGUCUCAGCACCGUCCCGUCCCGUCUCGUUGUCCCCUUCAACCCGGCCGAGUUCUGGAGCUGCUACAGCUUCCACAACAAGGUGGUGACUCUCUACCUCAGCUGUUUGCCGCAGUCCCAGCAUGCACCUGUUCUGGAGAGGCUGAGAUACGCCAUGCCCAACAACAUUGAACUAGGCCUGAGGUUGCUGCAUCAGGAGUGGCAGGACGGGAACAUCGAACACCUCAAGUUCCAGGUGCGGAUGCUGAGCAGUCACGCUCCCAGGUGUUUGGCCAACUGGAAGAUAGCGAUCGCUGUGGAGAGGGAGCUGAACCAUUCAUCUGAGGUGCGUCUCCUGUACCAACAGGCUCUCCACAACCUCCCGCUGUGUGCUGCCCUGUGGAAACAUCGGCUGCUGUUCGAGAGGCUGCAGAAGGCCCCCCUCCUCCGAGCGUCUGCGGCGUCUCCUGGACCGAUGUCAACAGGUGGGAGUGAGUCUCAGUGACAGUGGUGGACAGGUGUCAGCAGGUGGACAGGUGCCCCCCGGAGGACAGGUGUCCCCCCCCGCAGGCGGACACAGUGAGUCCAGUUACAGACAGAAGAUCAGACCACUCCCCACUCCCCCCCCCCCCCAACCCCCCCCCCCCCCCCCCCCACAGACUCAAACCAGAGACACACAGAGAGAUCUGAUUGGCUGUAGACAAGUCGCACGCACCCGGUCUCCCUGACCCCCGUCCCUGAAAGACCAGAGACCAUAUCCUGCAGCUGCUGCGAACCGUAACCUGCUGCGUUAUUAAUCAUUAAUUAUUCAUCAUUAAUUAUUCAUCAUUAAUGUAAGAUCUGACUCCAGAGCAGUUACACGUCCCUAAAAUAUUUCAUUUUUUCCCCUAAAAAUCUUUAACAUUUCAUUUAAAAAUGUAAUUCUUCUUUCCUAAAUAUGUUGAACUUUCUCUGAAAAAUAUUUAAAAAAUUUAAAUAUUUAAAAAAAAAAAUAAUAUUAAAAACAAAUUCUAAAUGUUACAACUUUUUUCAUAAAGUAUUCCAACUUUUUUCAACCCCCUAAAAGCAGUUUUUAAGGACUUGUUAAGGUGAUAUUAGAGAUAUUAAAGAGAUAUUAAUCAGAUAUUUGAGAUAUAUUUGAGAUAUAUUUGAGAUAUAUUCGAGAUCUUAGAGAGAUAUUAGAGAGAUAUUAGAGAUAUUAGAGAUAUUAGAGAGAUAUUAGAGAGAUAUUAGAGAGAUAUUAAAGAGAUAUUAAUCAGAUUUAGAGAGAUAUUAGAGAUAUUAGAGCUAUUAGAGAGCUAUUAGAGAGAUAUUAGAGAGAUAUUAGAGAGAUAUUAGAGAGAUAUUAAUCAGAUAUUAGAGAGAUAUUAGAGAGAUAUUAAUCAGAUAUUAGAGAGAUAUUAGAGAGAUAUUAAUCAGAUAUUAGAGAGAUAUUAGAGAUAUUAAUCAGAUAUUAGAGAGAUAUUAGAGAUAUUAAUCAGAUAUUAGAGAGAUAUUAGAGAUAUUAAUCAGAUAUUAAAGAGAUAUUAGAGAUAUUAGAGAUAUUAGAGAGUCCUCGAGGCUGAACAGCGCUGCGCGUGAAGGAUAUGGUCCUGGUGUCGGGGGGGCGGGCGGGGGGGGCUGUGCGUGUGGACGUGGUCCGAGAGACAGACAGACGAGACGAGGUGAGACGGCGUCCUCCUGCGGGACACCGCCGUGCCGGGACGCCGGGCCGUAAGUAUCAGCUGCAUUUGGAUCAUUUCCUCCUUCUGAUUGGUUGGGCCUGUGUGUGUGUGUGUGUGUGGGAGGGGGGGGGCCUUUGCCCCUCCCCCAGCAGUGUGUAUGGGGGGGUAUGACCUGUACCCCCCCCCCAGCAGUGUUUUUUAAGGAUGCCCCCCCCCCCCCCGGAAACUCUUUUCUUUUGCUCGGAGACUCCCAGAGACGCGGGGACGGAGACGGGACAGGACACGUUUUCUGAUGUCCAAUAAAUUCUACCAGAUAUCUAUAUAUAGUAUAUAUCUAUAUAUAUGGUGUGUAUAUACAUAUACAUAUGGUAUAUGGUAUGUGUACUGUAUAUACUACGUGUGUGUGUAUAUAUAUAUAUAUAAGUAUAUAGACGUGUAUCUCUGAGGACGGACCAGGAGCCGAGUCCUUCACUCUGGUUUUUAUUGUACAUGUUGGAGUUCAUGUUAUUAAAUUAUGUUCUGAAGACAAGA
This is a messenger RNA of Etheostoma spectabile (orangethroat darter), 3861 nucleotides long. RefSeq names its product zinc finger C3H1-type containing (gene zfc3h1). Gene Ontology annotation, cellular component: nucleus; exosome (RNase complex). Lineage: Eukaryota; Metazoa; Chordata; Actinopteri; Perciformes; Percidae. Gene Ontology annotation, biological process: RNA processing. Gene Ontology annotation, molecular function: protein binding. The record is from RefSeq and is a predicted model, not a curated record.